Molecule: messenger RNA, 561 nt
Organism: Labrus mixtus (cuckoo wrasse)
Lineage: Eukaryota; Metazoa; Chordata; Actinopteri; Labriformes; Labridae
Gene: kiss2
Product: kisspeptin 2
Exons: 2
Coding region: 77-448 (123 amino acids)
Source: RefSeq, a predicted model, not a curated record
UAAAACAGGUGAACGGGCGCAUGCACUUUAAUUUUCACACCCUGAGACGGAGGAACACUUUUUUAAAAAAUCCGACAUGAGGCUGGCGGCUCUGGUGGUGGUCUGCGGGCUCAUCGUGGGUCAGGAUGGACGAGGAGCAGCUCUGCAGGGAGCCGACUCUGUGCAGAAGACACCUGACACAGGUUCAGUCCUCUCCGCUCUCAGCAGGAGGUCCACCGGAGAGUUUCCGGAGGAGGACCCGAGCACGUGCUUCUCUCUGCGGGAGAACGAGGAGCAGCGGCAGCUCCUCUGCAACGACCGGAGGAGCAAGUUCAACUUCAACCCGUUCGGGCUCCGCUUCGGGAAACGGUACAACGGCUACAUUUACCGGAGGGCCGUGCAACGAGCCCGGACGAGGAAGCUAACGCCGCUUUCUCUUUUCUCGCGAGAACUGGAGGUGCCCACCUGAGACAAAUGAGUGCACUCACCUGAGGAGGACAGGUGGUCUGCUGGAAAUGGCCUUCCUGCUGCUGAUAAUGUGAUGCUUCUAUGAAUAAAACUUUUUGUACUCACUUGUUGGCU